Messenger RNA from Magnolia sinica, 962 nucleotides. RefSeq lists its product as uncharacterized. NCBI's taxonomy places the organism in Eukaryota, Viridiplantae, Streptophyta, Magnoliopsida, Magnoliales, Magnoliaceae. The coding region runs from base 14 to 394 and encodes 126 amino acids. Gene Ontology annotation, molecular function: nucleoside triphosphate diphosphatase activity. The transcript is spliced from 2 exons. The record is from RefSeq and is a predicted model, not a curated record. Gene Ontology annotation, biological process: nucleoside triphosphate catabolic process.
AAAAGUUCAAGGAAUGGAGCACUCUUAUGAAUAUCCAACCCAAACUUCAAACGAUGUUUCUCUUAAAGAGUUAAGAGACAAGCUUGCAGAGUUUGCUAGAGCAAGGGAUUGGGAGCAGUUCCAUAGCCCUAGGAACCUCCUCUUAGCUUUGGUUGGCGAGGUUGGCGAGUUAUCCGAAAUAUUCCAAUGGAAGGGCGAAGUAGCGAAAGGGCUUCCGAAUUGGAGUUCUUCGGAUAAAGAGCACUUGGAGGAAGAGCUUUCGGAUGUGCUACUCUAUCUAGUUCGCCUUGCCGACGUUUGUGGGCUAGACCUUGGUCAAGCGGCCCUCACCAAGAUUGUCAAGAACUCACGCAAGUACCCCACUGUUGCUACAUCGUCCUCAUCCUCAUCAUGAUCUGCCCAUUAAGACCAUUUUCUCCAAACUGCAGCGUAUGCCCAUGUGUGUUAUGUGUGUGAUUGGACCAUUGGAUUAAUACCUACUUAUCAAUGCCAAUGUCAUGCAUGUUAGAGAACUUAGGGUUAAAAUAAUUGAGCUAUCCAUAUAAUAGUUUAUAUUGAAAUCACUUUUUUUUUUUUUUUCUUGGCAGCAAUCACUUUGAGGGUACAUAAAAUUAAUGCAUUGUAUGUGCAAAAACGCAUAUAAUUCCGUGUAGUGUUCACGCAUUGUAAGAUGCAUGAGUAGGAUCUUUUGUAACCUGCGCAUGUUCUUGUCAGCAUUGCAAGUUGUGCACGGAACUCUUUGGUUCUAUGACAUGCAUUAAGUAGUGAUUUGGAGAAAGUGUACGGUGCAUGCAUAACAAAGAUGGAAGGGUUACUUACCUCCAUGUAGCUAUUAAGUGUCAUCUAGCAACAAGAAAGCGUACAUGUGCGUGUAUUGAGAUGGGUGUAUUUGAAACACUAUAAAAGGAGCAGAGAUGUUCCCUUAAUUUGGAGCAAGAAGAAGCAAUAGAAUCUAAGUUAAA